AUGGAGUCCACAGACAAAGCGGAGGGUGAUGAGAUGCGAGGACCGAAGAGACAGGGCCUUCCUAUGAUCAAUUAUGAGUGGUUUAUUGGGGACAACGGCCAGCGUACUGGAGGUGAAAGCAAGCGGUCAAAGGAGGAGAGACAUAAGACCCUGUCAGCACUUACCGAGAACGAGCCUGGGGACCACAGCAUUGCUACCCGCCCGUGGAUUGACUGGACACGGUCGUACCAAAGGAAAGCAGGAAGCCAGAGCAGGACGACCAAAAGCAGACGUUGGCGCCUAUGGCAUAGUCGGGUGAACAGAGCAGGCCGGAUUGGGGUCGAUGCAAGUCCGUUGGUGGUUGCGGGUGGUGGUGCUCUGCUGCUGAAUCUGCAUCAGCCAUUGAGCCGUGUUUUGACCUCGAAGAGGUUGCAGCUGUCAUGCAACCCAGCAAUGGCCUACUUCGUACAUCUCAAGGCCUUCCUCCAUCUCUCACCUCACUGCCAGUCUCCACCGGGAGCUGUUCACCCCUGGUCUAUUCCCAUUAAUUGA
Messenger RNA from Sporothrix schenckii 1099-18, 531 nucleotides. RefSeq lists its product as uncharacterized. The transcript has 3 exons. NCBI's taxonomy places the organism in Eukaryota, Fungi, Ascomycota, Sordariomycetes, Ophiostomatales, Ophiostomataceae. The coding region runs from base 1 to 531 and encodes 176 amino acids. The record is from RefSeq and is a predicted model, not a curated record.